This is a messenger RNA of Aspergillus neoniger CBS 115656, 910 nucleotides long. Its product is annotated as ATP synthase subunit C family protein. Gene Ontology annotation, molecular function: proton transmembrane transporter activity. The transcript has a single exon. Bases 49 to 522 code for a protein of 157 amino acids. NCBI's taxonomy places the organism in Eukaryota, Fungi, Ascomycota, Eurotiomycetes, Eurotiales, Aspergillaceae. The record is from RefSeq and is a predicted model, not a curated record. Gene Ontology annotation, biological process: proton motive force-driven ATP synthesis; proton transmembrane transport.
UCAUUUUCUAGAGAAACUCCUCUCUCAGAACCACCACAAACCAUCACAAUGGCCUCCUCCCGUGUCUUCGCCCAGCGCCUGGCCUCCACCAUGGCUGCUUCCACCAAGGUCGCUCGCCCUGCCGCUCGCCUCCAGCUUGCCCCCAAGCGUACCUUCACCACCCAGCGCAAGGCCGUCCCCAUGACCCCCUUCCAGACCGUCAAGCGUCAGUCUCCCUCCGGCCUUAUCCAGGCCAACGCUCGCCAGGCUUUCGCUGCCCAGCAGGCCCGCCGCCAGUACUCCUCUGAAAUCGCCGACGCCAUGGUCCAGGUCUCCCAGAACCUGGGUAUGGGUUCCGCUGCCAUCGGUCUCGGUGGUGCCGGUAUCGGUAUCGGUCUCGUCUUCGGUGCCCUCCUCCUCUCCGUCUCCCGCAACCCUGCCCUCCGUGGUCAGCUCUUCUCCUACGCCAUUCUUGGUUUCGCCUUCGUCGAGGCCAUUGGUCUGUUCGACCUGAUGGUUGCCAUGAUGUGCAAGUACGUUUAAAUUAUGACCGAGGGAUAAUUGCAGUCACGGCAUCUGCGGAGAUUUUAUGAUCCACUCCCAAUCUUCGAUUACAAACCUUCAUCUAUAUUGGAGAGAAAAUAGGGGAUAUUGGAGGGAAUAUCAGCAAAAUCUUUUGUUUUGAGAUUGUCUUGGCUGUGAUAGGAGGUAAUUCUAUUGUGGUGGUCUUUUUAUAUAUCAUGUACUACUUUUCCCGUCAUCAUCUACAACCAUCAAAUACACUGUACAUAUAGAGAUUUAAAAUGGCCACUAAACUCCACGGAUUUGCCAGCUACAUUUGAUUGUAGGAUUGGGACUCUAUAUCCACAUCGAUUGAUGAUUCUCUGCUGUUUUCAAUUCUUGCCAGUUCGGACUGACCCAUGAAUGGAAA